GAUGAUAAUUUUGUGCAAUUCGAAUUAUCAAGCAGAGCUAGUUGUGUAGUUAUGAUUUCAGUUUAACCUAUGGAUGUUUUGCUUAGAUAUAAUUUUGUGGAUUUUGAGAAAGUGUUACUGCGCAGCACUUGUCUCAUCUGGAAUAAAUGACGCAAGACGAUUAAUCUGUUUGCUUGCGAAUAUAUGGAUGUUGUAAGACUUGGAAUAGAAGAGCGCGCCUAAGGCAGUUUACUUGUGGUCGCAGUAUUGGUGGCAAAUGAAAAUAAUGUAAAUGGAAUCGGAAAUAGAAGAAAAAACGAAAUAGAGGAGCAUGAGUGACAAGCCGGCCCAAACGUCGUAGAUAAAUUUUAAUGAUGCACCGUUUCCUUGCACUGGUUCCAUGUCUGACGAUACUUAGUGCGUGCGCAACAUUGACCUUGACAUUUGAACAACCGUCAUGGCGGAACAUGGAAAAAUUACGACGCUCAAACUGCACAACAUGUAAGGAAAGCCUUGUAAUGAAUGUCCAAGAAGUGCUACCUAGAUUGACACUUAUCAAACAACGUAUACUAAAUGCCAUUGGUCGAAAUCCGGUGUCACAAAACGAUCUAUCCAAUGAUGUGGAUAACAUUGAAACUAGACACGCCCCGGAUGUACCCGAUCAACCUAUCACACCAAAACCCCAAAGGCGUAUAGGAUACCGCUUGAAUGAGAUUAUUAGUUAUUCUAAACCAGCAAACAGCGACCAUGAAGGGAAUGUGUUAGAAUUUAGUUUACAGCGCAGUAAACAGUCUGAAAAUGCGGAAGCCCUUGGUGCUUCGCUGUUACUCUACGUUGACAGACGACGAAAAAUUCGUAAAGGCGGGAAAGGAAAGAAGAUUGUUUUGAAAGUGUCACAGUUCAACAGAAACAAUAGUACUUGGCAGAAUUUGGCCGUGCUACGGACAAGAGUGAAGAAAAGGAGAUGGAAACGAAUAAGUUUACCGGUGAAAGCUGCACAGCAACUUUUAGACUCCGAACAAGGAUCGUUAGAUCUUAAAAUCUCCUGUAUAGGAUGUGGUAGAUUAGUGGAUUUAGUAUUAAAUAAAAACGCCAAUAAUGAUAUUAGUACAUUAGGUGCCGACAAAGAUGGGCUCGGAAUCAAUAAACUCAGAAGUGGUAAAAGUUACAGAAAGCGAAGACACAAAAGAAGAAAACAUGAAAAACUUCUGAAAAGAAGGCAGAAAAACAGUGGUACACCAAUUUUGGUUAUAAGCACGCGUGUGGAAGUUUGAUGAAGUUUGUUGACGUCACAUGUGAUGUCAUAGCAUAUGAGAUUUAAUUUAUAUAGAUUUAUGUAAUUGUCUUGGUAUGCGAGAAGCUAAUUAAUAUGUUAUACAUGUACGGGUUUGAGAUUUUUCUUUUAUAUAUUUCCAUUAUGUCAGAGUUUACAUUACUACAAUGCUACCAGUAUUUACAUUCAUACCAUAGGAUUUUAUAUUUAUGAAAUAAUAUAUAGACUAGCAUAACCUUGUUUUAACAUAUCGAAACAAUACAGUGAGGUUAUACGCUUGCGGAAUAACUUCACGCGGGCGUAACCCGAGUGAGCGAGUCGUAUUGAUGAGAUAUUUUAUAACAUGGUUCUGCUAGAGAUCUAUAUAUAAUUUCGAUUCUAAUAUGUCUUUUAUGUAAACAAGUGGGUGAAGUAGGGAAGCACUAUUUUAUUGCGCAUGUAUGGCGCCAAAUAUAGCGGGGCGACAUGACGUAAACGCGUCAUAGAUAUCUAAUUAGUUAUUGUCGCGCCUGAUAACCUACACAAUGUGUGUGAAUUAAAUGUAACACCAUUCCGUUAUAUCAUUUCACGUAAAGAAGUAGAUCAGAUAACGUAGCACUGUUUCUCGGCGCCUGCAUGGUGCAAAAUAAUGCGUCGACAUGGCGUCAGAUUUCUGUGUUGUAACGGAAAUGAGCAUAACGUUUUCAUAUAAGUUUAAAGCGGCAUUUAUAUGUAGAAAUGACAAUUAAUAUUAAACAUUUGCGGAAGCAGAAAGACAACAUCAGUUUUUUUUAUCGAGAUCGAGCCUGUGUCUUGGAAACGAGACCGAAACAAAUCAUGAAAGAGAGAAGCUGUAUCUAAAGAACGACAAAAAAGCUCAGGAUAGCACUAUGUUAUGGGAUUGAGAUUUAGAAAAAAAGUGAUAUAAUCUCUUUGCUUCCGUAGAAAUUACUAAGUCAUUUAACAGUUUAUAGCAGAUGUGCAUCACUGCCAAAUUACUGUUUUCCUGCAAGUACUCGUACGCGUUCGUGUGCAGUGAAACAUUGACAGUGUUUCUUUCUGUCUCAUCCGAAUUGUUGUGACUGACCAUGUGCAAUUUCAUCUUUCUGGUAGAUACUUCUUUCUUGGUUAAUAUCCCGGUGUUUUUGCUUGCAGUUCAGGUGUAAGUAUUGAGACUGUAUCAUUGUAAGCAAGAACUUCAGGAAAGAUAACUAGUCACUUUUCGGGAUAACCCUACUACAUACUUUGCUAUUGGUAAGUUUGAGCGAAGAAACAUCAGUAUCAAAACCUAUUGCCUUUCUUGUAUUUUGAAUAUGUUGAUAUAGAUGAUAGAAAAUUCUAUCCAAAUUGUAUAGUUACGUAUGUUUGCUAUCAUAGCUAGAAUUUGAAAUAAUUUUAACAGAGUAAUUAGAGAUUUCAUACUUGCACGAGUAAAACUUUCGUGCUGAAUUACCUUCUUUAUUUCAAUAAGCGUCUGAGGUGUCAAAGUUCAGUACAUUGCAAGUUAUUGACAAUAAAUCCGAUCAUGUUCAACUGUACUUGAAAACCCAAAACCUGGAAGUCUCUUAAAACGUGUAGAUUUGCCUGAAAAUAGCGAUCUAUUGGACAUCUAUUACCAGACGCUUAUUACGAUGUUAAGGAUUUUCUGCACGCACGUGUACUCUUACAGGCUCUCUUGAUUCAUUCUUAGUAUAAAUGAAACUAUACAACGCGAAUAUGUGCAAAUUUAUUACCAUCAAUGUAAUAAUGUAAUAUACAAGUGUUUGAUUAUCGGGUAAUUUAUUAUAAUCCCAAAGAAUCAAGCAGUUAAACAUGAGUUAAUAAAAAAGCAUGUCGAUGAGAUAAACCGAAGGAAAUUGAUAUUCAGUCAGAAAAUGGAAUAGAACUAUGUAUCUUCCAAAAAUUUACCACCCUUUAUAAAAAUCUUCAAGUAAGCAAUGUCUUUAACAUCCCACAUUUUCUUUGAUAAAAAGAAUUUUCACUGAACCAGCUUCGAAACCGUAUUUUCUGGUCUGGAUAGUUUAAGCAGCGUGAUAGAUUUUGACAGUUGCUGUCCCGUCACGUCCAAAUUAUUUCUGUUUAGGAAAUCCCAAAUGAAAUCUGUAUGGAAUGUUUUCUGGUACAUGUGCGAUGCAUUUGUUAUGAAUAAAUCACUGAUUAUGAAUUUAUGUUGACGUUAAAGCAUGAAAUUGACCCUCUGACCUUUUCAAGAGAGUUAUUGUUUUUCUAUAGCCGCUUCUUAUUGCUAUCUUCACGUAUGUAAACUACAUAGUUACUCUUGGAAAAAAUAUCUAUAGCUAUAAUAAUUUGACUGGAGUCGACUACGCUAGCCAUGCAGCAGCCAUUUUGUUUUAAUCAGCAUUAUUGACUGGAUAUGGAAUAUAUCCUGUUUGCACGUGAUGUCUAUUAACCAAAAGAAAUACAAGAAACUUGUAGAAGGCGAGAAAGUAUGAGGUUAUUUAACAGUGUUGAGUACAAUACUGAAUUGUUUUGGAUGAGUAGAUAGCAGUUAUUACCCAUAUUUGGACGAGGCGAUAUGGUUUACUCUAACAUGGCUCGAAUUGAUCUAUCUCCAGUUAAACAAAUAAGGAGACCAAGCUCUGUAUAUUCUGCGAUAAACAACGGUUGACGCGCGGACCGGUAAGAGAGCAUUAUGACGUCAAUUAUGACGUCAAAUUGCCGCAUGACGUCCGAUACAUUUCUCCUUGGAUAAAUGAAGUCUAGCAUAAUAUUUAUUAAAAUAUGUCAAUGAGCUUGUCAAAAUGAAAACAAUCAAGGCCUUCUUAUGAUUUAUCGUCUAAUUUACCACGGUUCAUUGUUCAGGUGCUUCAGUAUUUUACCGCCCUACGCAUCUGAACUCUGAACCGUGGUAAAUUAGACGAUAAACCACUCGAAGGCCUUGAUUAUUUGUUAAAUUACUGCUGUGUACGAGUCCAGUUGAAUUCAGUAUUGUAGCCAACACUGUUAAAUUACCUCUUUAUUUCAUAUCAUAAUAAAAAGAAUUGACAGAAAAAUAAAUAUUCAAACCUUUUUAAAUGUCGAUUGGAAACAUUUCCAAAUACUUCACAACAACCAUUAGGAGAUGAUAUUCUUCUCUCAUAAUAUGUAUGUUAAUGUUAGAUGUGUGUGUUAGCAUGCUCAAAAACAUUGAAACCAAUUUUUCAUCAGUUUUAAGCGAAACCAUGUCGGAUAGGAAAAUUCUAGCUAACACACCUAGAUUAAGAAAGUUAUCGCAGUUUUUCUGCAUUAUACAAGGGAAGUAACCCCGAACGACCAUUUGCAUUAAGGAAUCGGAAGAGUUGUCCCGCCCAAUACGAAAAAAAUGAUAUUUUGGACAAAUAUGACCCUUUAGGACGUCGGUUUAGGAUAUUGUAAAAAUAUAGUACAUAAAAAACAUGGAUACAUUUUAAAUUACACAAUACUGGAUUCUAUUGUAUCGUCACGAGACAGAAAGGAAAGAUUUCAAUUGACUGAAUUAAUAUAGGUAUGAAAUAAAAUGUAAUAUUGUGACAUCAGUAAAUGAUUCAUAAACGUUUUAGAUAUGUUUGAUAAAUUAUCAAUUAUUAAUACGAAUGUAUUAUAUAAAUGUGGUAUAAUAUAUUAGUUGAUAUAAUAAAUAUAUUAAUUUUAUCCUAAUUUUUGUGCAUCAGUACCAAUGAAUUAGGAAAUGGUAAUAUAUUCUAUAGAUACAAGAAGAAAAAUACAUUGUAAAAAUGUACUGAGCGCUCUAUUUAAAAUAUAAAGCAGCGUGUUAUGAACACACCUGACCUUUUUGAUAUCGUUUUACCUCAUUUAAAUUGUAUCCAAUAUAGCAGUUGACAUAGUAACUAAAUUUUAUGCGAAAUUCCUCUAAAGUA
Messenger RNA from Mercenaria mercenaria, 5088 nucleotides. RefSeq lists its product as uncharacterized. Lineage: Eukaryota; Metazoa; Mollusca; Bivalvia; Venerida; Veneridae. The record is from RefSeq and is a predicted model, not a curated record. The coding region runs from base 351 to 1253 and encodes 300 amino acids. The transcript is spliced from 5 exons.